AUGGCUGGACAUAUCGAUAGUAGCUUUUUGCCCCCAACCUCUCACGCUUUCUACACUUCCUACUACAUGGGUAACACAGUUUCAAAAACUAAAGACGAAAUGUUUCAAAUAGAGCGUCAACCAGUGCCUGUGCUGGACGUUCCGCCGUUGCCUGUGAGCCGCCAACCGCAGGCUGUCAAGCCGACACAACCGCAGCCUACACAGCAGCCAGCACCGGAGCCAGCACCGAGAAAUGAAGACCGUCCUCUACUGGUGGUGAAACGACAAAGCUCUCCUAGCUCCCGACCAAGGGCAGUUACACAGCCCGUUAGCGACGCCAAAACAGAAGAGCCUGCACCAGCUCAGGCUAUUGCAAACAAUUGGAGAAGAUCGAUUGAUCCCUACAUGAAACGGGUUGUGUCCUGUCCACAAACAUCUCCAGUCAUUGAUUUUGAUGCUAUUCCUAUUCUCCAGCCCGACUGCGAGAGCGAUUCAGAUGCGCACUCGAGUCCCGCAAGCGUCGGUAACGCAAGGCAUUUCGAAAACCAAGCACUUUUUGUCCACAUUCAGCACAGCUCGCCACGACUUUCUUAUUAUGGAUCUGUAUAUGACCACCACGAGGAGGACUUUGAUUUCUUGCCUGCUCAGCCUAUUGCGCCUGCUCGGUCUGCUCAGCCCGCUCAGCCUGCUCGCACCUUUCAAGCAAAGCUUAUCGAAGUACCUCCACAGCCCCCCAAGCAUGCUAGACCGCCCCUCACCAGAAGAGCCACAUCGCCGGUAUCAAUUGUGUCUAGAACACCUUCGUCUGUGUACUCGUCGCUGUCCAUGAGGUCCGGGCGGUCUCAGAUCAGCACGCGGUCAGAGCCAACACGUAAAGACUCACUUGAUGCAGGCAUCCCUCCGCGAGUCCCUCCGCACACGGUAUUCAAUGGCCGCCCCAGCUCAGUGAUAAUUCAGCCCAAACGACCAAGAUCGAAAAGCGAAGCAAGCGCUUUACCAUUCGAAGUAUAUACCCGGAAAUGUCAGCUCACUUCGCCUGAGACGUCGCCGUCUCUGGCUAGUCGUUUAGCACCUCAAAAGUCGUUUUCAACGCAAGGAUCAUAUUCACCGGACUCGUCCACGAGCUCUGACCACCGGUUCGCGCUUGAUGGGUACAACGAGAAGGCCCCGCUAAAAGUGGUCAAUGCCGAUCCGGCCGUCCCCAAGAAGUUCUACAUAAAGUCAAAAGCCUUGAUUGCUCUGGAGCAAGAGCGGCUUCAGGAACAAUUUUAUGCUAGUCAACUCUAA
Molecule: messenger RNA, 1266 nt
Organism: Wickerhamiella sorbophila
Lineage: Eukaryota; Fungi; Ascomycota; Dipodascomycetes; Dipodascales; Trichomonascaceae
Exons: 1
Coding region: 1-1266 (421 amino acids)
Source: RefSeq, a predicted model, not a curated record